CUAUGGAAUUUACAACACAAAAAACCAAAGUAAUUACAGAUUUCACAUUCUACACCGGAAUGUACCAGAAGGAAGCCUCCCAGCCGGUUAAGAUAUUCUCUCGAUAUGAACCAUUUAACUUGGAAGAGGAGAAAAGAGCUAAUGUGAGGAGAGUUGACCAGGAAUAUCCUAAAGAAUUUAAUAGCAUUCGCUCUAGAGUUCAUCCUAAGGUGAACUUACCCGUCUUUCGAAGAAAGCAGAAACUCAAAGUUUUUAGUGUAGAGAGUAAGGAUCGCAAAAAUGCGAUGAAAUUAAACAUGUUCCCACGGAGAUAAAAAAGGAUAAGAUGUCACUCUCUGGCUGGAAAGAUAGCCAAUCCGGAAUCUUCAAGAAAAAAUAUCAGCAUUGCUCUAUUAAUUCCCCGAAAAUUGCGGCUGUGAACUUAUAAACAAUAAAUUAUCAAUACCAAAGCAUGAGGAAGAAAAACACCAUAAACGAUUUUAUAGCGUUAAUCAAAGAAAGGGACUUGAAAAAAAGAGAGAGAAAUAUCAAGAGAAAAGGAUAAAUUUCAGUUAUGAAGACUACUUGUCUCCCGAUAAUCGAUGAUCUUUGCAAGUAGCUUCCCUAUCUCCUCACAAUAGUAUCUAUGAUACAGUAAAUUCUGCGUCUAAUGGUAAGAAUACCUAGAAAGAAAGUGUUAGAGCUUCCAGACCUAAUCCAGCGAGGUGAUAAGAAAAGGAUCAAAAUUUCAACGCGAUCUAAAUAUAAGCACUUACCAAAGUGCUUCUCAAUUGCAAAUGAUGAAUUUCGCUCGAAGCGUGAGCUUUCACAAGGCCUUAACAAAACGAUUUCUGUCGGCUCCAAAAACCCAAAAUCUCGUAGAGAAUCUCGUCCAGCCUCUAAAGAGCUCCUAGGGUGCCCGACGGUUCCCUCAAGGCCUGCUGGUCAGACCUUGAGUCUUAGUGGAGGCAGUGCCAGGAGUUGACAUAUGCAUCCACAAGACAAAAAUCCCAAAAACUGGUAUUCCAAAGAUAAUCUAUCAAAGAUCAAACUGAAAGAAGGAAUAAAGAGCUUAGCUGCUUGUUUCAGUGAAGAUAUAACUUCUCCAAGGCCUUCUGGCUUUCUCUAAAUUUUUCACAAAACCGGCCUAUGCCAUCCCUCCUACAUAUCUA
Molecule: messenger RNA, 1151 nt
Organism: Moneuplotes crassus
Lineage: Eukaryota; Ciliophora; Spirotrichea; Euplotida; Euplotidae
Source: the annotation of a GenBank genome assembly